Molecule: messenger RNA, 996 nt
Organism: Lineus longissimus
Lineage: Eukaryota; Metazoa; Nemertea; Pilidiophora; Heteronemertea; Lineidae
Product: molluscan insulin-related peptide 3-like
Exons: 2
Coding region: 39-638 (199 amino acids)
Cellular component (GO): extracellular region
Molecular function (GO): hormone activity
Source: RefSeq, a predicted model, not a curated record
GAUCACCUCUGAUUCUAAAUAUUGUUUCGGUCAUCUUCAUGGUACUUCGUCAUUUUACGGUUGACAAUCGGCGGCCAAUUUUACUCGCAAGAUAUUAUUCGUAUUUCAAGUUAUUUUCGAUAGCAAAUUUCAGAGCAACGAUGACCCAAUCAAUUCCUAUCCUCCUGACAUCGCUGCUGCUGCUCAUAGACCAACUCACUUCCACCCAGGCGAGCGGACACACGAAGACAUGUACGCAAGAGGAUAUCCUGCGGGGACCAGCGCGCGGAGCAUUGUGUGGACCACACCUUGCCAACAUCUUGAGCGUAAUUUGCCCAAAUGGAUACCAUACCUUUAAAACAGAUACGGAGUUCACGACAAGACACUACGUCCCCUUCAUCUCGGUUCAUAGGGCGAAAUCGUCCGUGAGGAGCAAGAAAUGGGACUCCAGCUGGACAGGAAUCGUUUGCGAAUGCUGCUACAACCGAUGCUUCUUCGGACAACUUCUAGAAUACUGCCACACUUCCAACAGAAUUCCGUCAUAUACGAAAUCUUCAGACUCUUCCAAUUCUGCGAGAUCGCAGGGUAGCAAAUGGCUGGCACUGGGGAAGCGAAUCUUGCACACCUUCAGCAGAGAUUCUCGCCCCAGCACGAAAUGAACCUAGAACGACUGAGGACAACCUCACUAACCAAAAUCCUUAUUUUUAACAAGACUGGAUACCCUGUCAAAAAAUUUGCUUUUAUCUUUAAGGGUAGCUUCCUUGACAUUGUCCAAUCCUAUUGUUACCUUGGUAUUGUCUGUUUAGUUUAAGCCCGCUUGUAAAAGACUGUGUGACCUGCUGUAGGCUCUCAAGGCCAUAUUUAAAAUAAGACGGUUCGAUCUUAGAAACACUAUUCCUACUUUACUCAAACUAUUCAACAGCUUGAUUGUGCCCAUAAUAUUGUAUUGAAAGUGUUCACAGAAGGCGGGAAUUUGAGAAAAAUCCUUUUCCGUCAGGAAUAGAUACUAAAUUUGAA